GAGUUAUCUUAGACGAAAUGACGGUGGAAGAGAGACCGGCUGAGAAGGAACUUCUUUUUACCACCUUCAGUGUGGAUACUAGAGACUAUAAUAAAGGCCUUUCCGAGGAGGCAAAGUCAAAAAUCACAUGGAGCGCUAAAGCAGAAAAGAGGGCAAGGAUUAAGUUUGAUAUUGUUGUGAUGUCUGUGCUUUUCAUCGCGUUCUUCGCUCUUCAGCUGGAUAGAUCCAACGUUUCUAACGCUUUGACUGGAACCAUUGAGGAGGAUCUUAAUAUGAACUCAGACCAGAUUGUCGAGGGUAACCAGCUUCAAGUGGCAGCAAUUUGCGUUGCUGAAAUUCCAUCCAACGUGCUUCUGCAGAUGGUUGGUCCAUCUAAAUGGAUCUCUUUGCAAUGUGUGCUUUGGUCGCUCGUUGCAAUUUUCCAAAGUUUCAUCACUGAUAAACCAAGCUACUUUGCCACCAGAUGGCUUCUGGGGAUGUUCGAGGCUGGUUUUCUUCCUGGUGCUAUGUAUUACAUGAGCACCUUCUACCUUAAACACGAGAUGGCUACGCGUGUUGCAAUUUUUUACUUUGGAAACAAUCUUGCUGGUGCUUUCGGUAACUUGAUCGCUGCUGGUAUUCUUGAAAUGGAUCAGAGUUGGGCUAGUUGGAGAUAUCUGUUCAUGAUUGAGGGGUGUAUCACAAUGUUUGGAGCACUAGUGCUCAUCAUUUUCCUACCUACAAACGUCAACGACGUCCGCCCUAUUCAUAGACUGUUCAACUUCUUCUCCAAGGAAGAGGCCGAAAUCUUGAAGCAAAGAAAAGUGGUCGAGGAAACAGACAACAAGGAAACGAUAUUCAUGAGCAAAAAGGAGCUAAUUGAAGCACUUAUUGACUACAGACUUUGGUCGCAUCUUAUUCUUAACUUCUUCCAGCUUAUCGCAAAAGGUGGAUUUGGUGUGUUCACCCCUAAACUGAUGAAGACGUUUGGUUUCUCGACAGUGAAGGCCAACAUGCUUACUGCUGUGGGUUACUUUGGCGCCUGUGUUCUCUCUUUGCUUCUGUCCUUCAUUUCAGACCGCACAUCAAUGCGUGGUAUAUUCUGCAUUGGUGCGAACGCAUACACCCUUAUAUUCACUGGUGUCCUAUAUGGGUUAAAGAAAUCAGGCAAUACCGAUAAAUGGCUUCUUUUUGCCAUGAUUACAUUGGUUAACUCUGGAAAUUCGUUAUCGCAAGGGUUCAAUAACGCGUGGUUGUCUGUGAAUGCGAGAUCUUCAACAAAAAGAAGUGUCGGGCUCGCUCUCUGUGUCACAGGUAGUAACUUGGGUGGUAUCUUGGGUCAAGCCAUGUUCAAAUCCAAGGAUGCACCAAACUACAUUCCUGGGUUCAGAACGAUCACGGGAUUGGCUGGCGGAGCAGUAAUCUGGUCCAUACUCGUGACUGCGGACUACUGGUAUGCCAAUGUCAGGCUUGACAGAAAGAGAGCGCAGGAAUCGCAGAUGGUUGUGGGGAAUGCAGAGGCUACUGAAGAGGAAGUAGGAGUGGAAAAAGCUGACGAAACGUGGCACUACCAAUUAUAAAUAAUUGAAUGCU
This is a messenger RNA of Ogataea polymorpha, 1572 nucleotides long. RefSeq lists its product as uncharacterized. The annotation marks the transcript as partial. The transcript has a single exon. Gene Ontology annotation, biological process: transmembrane transport. Gene Ontology annotation, molecular function: transmembrane transporter activity. The record is from RefSeq and is a predicted model, not a curated record. Gene Ontology annotation, cellular component: membrane. Lineage: Eukaryota; Fungi; Ascomycota; Pichiomycetes; Pichiales; Pichiaceae.